UGGACGCCUUAGAGGUAGCCAGAUCAGCUUUCUGCAUCAGAAUCUGUUGUAAAUGACAGCGUUUUUCUGGACGCAUCAUCAUGGGUGAAUUGAAUCAGUGACUUUUUUUUUCAAAUCGUCUUCUAUAUUAUUAUUAUUAUUAUAUUGAAUUACAUAACAUUAUAUGAAUGCACUGAUACCUUUUUGUUGGAAACAACUAUAAUAGCCGUUCCCAUUUAUCUACUAAAAUGGUUACUUCUGUUUUUAAGUUAAAAAGGCCUUUGAAUCAAUGCCUAAUUUCACAAGUAUCCACGUAUUCAAUAUUAUAGAUAAUUUAUGUAUGUUUUAUUUAUAUUUUUUAAUUUAUUAAUCUUUAAUUCUUGAUUUACACAAAUUAACGAGGGAAUUAUAACGUUUUUACAAUGAAUUGUCUUUAACGUUUAUUUUCAAAAAUUAAAGAGCCAUGGCAGUGCAUGCCCUCACCGGAUUUUCUCUGGUGAGUCUGUUGAGUUUUGGCUAUUUGUCCUGGGACUGGAUGAAACCCAGCAUAGUAGAGAACGAGCCGGCACCAGACUACGACAAAAGCUCGACCUUAACAACAACAGGAAAACAACCCCAUAUUAUUUUUAUACUGACCGAUGACCAGGGGUUUCAUGACGUUGGUUACCACGGGUCGGAUAUUCAAACUCCGACUCUGGAUAAACUGGCUUCCGAAGGUGUCAAACUGGAGAACUACUACAUUCAACCCAUUUGUACUCCUUCGCGAAGUCAGCUGAUCACGGGCAGGUAUCAGAUACACACAGGCCUUCAGCACUCUAUUAUCCGGCCUCGCCAGCCCAACUGCCUGCCGUUCGACCAGGUCACCCUCCCUCAGAAGCUACAGGAAGCAGGCUACGCCACCCACAUGGUGGGCAAGUGGCACCUGGGCUUCUACAAGAAGGAGUGCCUGCCCACUCGAAGAGGCUUUGAUACCUACUUUGGCUCGCUGACAGGCAGCGUGGACUAUUACACCUAUGACUCCUGUGACGGGCCGGGUAUGUGUGGCUAUGACCUGCAUGAAGGGGAGAAUGUGGCCUGGGGUCAGGGAGGCAAAUACUCCACUCAUCUUUACACACAGAGGGUCAGGAAGAUUCUGGCCACCCAUGACCCUCAGCAGCCCAUCUUCAUCUACCUCUCCUUCCAGGCAGUGCACACACCUCUGCAGUCUCCAAAGGAGUAUAUCUACAAGUACAGGGGGAUGGGAAACGUGGCCCGGCGCAAGUAUGCUGCUAUGGUCUCCUGUGUGGAUGAGGCAGUCAGGAAUGUGACCUAUGCCCUGCGCAAGUAUGGCUACUACCAAAACAGUGUGAUUAUUUUCUCAACUGACAACGGUGGGCAGCCUUUCUCAGGAGGCAGCAACUGGCCCCUUCGAGGUCGCAAGGGCACUUACUGGGAAGGGGGAAUCCGGGGACUUGGGUUCGUGCACAGCCCUCUUCUGAAGCGUAGGAGGCGGGUGAGCAAGGCUUUGAUCCACAUCACUGACUGGUACCCAACUUUGGUUGGGCUGGCUGGGGGCAAUAUCUCAGCCACUGAAGGGCUGGAUGGGUAUGAUCAGUGGCCAACCAUCAGUGAAAGCAAGGAAUCUCCACGCCUGGAGAUCCUGCACAACAUCGAUCCACUCUACAACCAUGCCAAGUCUGGCUCUUGGCAGGAAGGCUACCGGAUCUGGAACACAGCAGUUCAGGCUUCCAUCCGGGUUGGGGACUGGAAGUUAUUGACAGGAGAUCCGGGGUACAGUGACUGGAUCCCUCCGCAGACACUGACCAACUUCCCGGGGAACUGGUGGAACCUGGAGAGACCUAUGGACAUCCAGAAGUCUGUGUGGCUUUUCAACAUUACUGGUGACCCCUAUGAGCGCUACGACCUCUCUGAGCAGCGGAGAGAUGUGGUGAAGGAACUGCUGGCCAGGUUGGCCUAUUACAACCGCACAGCAAUUCCAGUCCGCUAUCCAGCUGAAGACCCUCGGGCCAACCCUGAAAUAAAUGGUGGUGUUUGGGGACCCUGGGCUGGGGAAGAGGAGGAGGACCACUGGGAUGAGGUUUACCUCAGAAAGAGCAAAUCCAAGAAGAAGAAAUGCAAGAUCUGCAAACUGAGGUCCUUUUUUAGGAAGUUAAACACAAGGAUCAUGUCCAAUAGAAUCUAGAAGCUGACAUGAUCUGGCAUCGAGUUACUGUUGCCAUUGUAUUGUUAUUGGUACUUUGUCAGCUCUAAAGUUUUAUGAAUAAUUUAAAUCAUUUAUCAACUAUAACAACAAAACUCUGUGAAACAGCUGUGAUGUUCCCACGACUUAAAAAGAGCUUUGUCUGCAAUAGCAAAUUUACAGUUUCUACUUUGUUUUGCUUUGCAUCAAUAAUACAUAAUUUUAAAAUAACGUUAUAGAGAUUCCAACUCUGAUACUGGAGUAUCCGCACCUUGUAGUCAGACCUAGUGCGGCUGAAUGCCAUUUCUGUCUUCAGAUAAAGAAGGGAUUUUAGAAACUUGAAUUAAAGUAACCCCUAUAAAAAAUGGUUAAAGCCUUCUGCAUUUCAAUUUUUUAAGUUUUACACCUACAAACUCCCACUAGAUUUUUCAAGCCUGCUGGUUAAGAUUACCCAAGCAUCUAUGUGAGGAGAUCACAGCUGCUUUACUUUGAGGGUUGAAUAAUUAUGUUCUGCUUAGGCAAUCAUGUUUAGUUCCUAAUUUAAACGAACACUUCAGAAUGUUUUAUAGAUGUGAGCUGCAUUUCUUUGUUUUCCCCAGUUUGUGGCUAUUACUAUUUAUAUGGUGCCAAAUCAAAGUUUUUAAUAUCAAAAACACAUCUCUAAUGAAGAUCCCUCUUGAAGGUUGAAACUUUGCUUUGAUGGCUAGUGUUUUUUCUUCAUAUAAAUACCUUGAUUUUGUUAUCUCAAGUAUAGAUCGUACAACAUGUCCUUGACAAGACCUCCCACAUUCAUAUUCAGCAUCCUUAAUUUGUGGAUAAUUACUGUAGAACAAUCACUUACUGGAGGCAUGGACCAUAUUCUCGGGGUUACUGACUAUUUUAACUUUAAAUUCUUUGAAAAUAGUCACUUGGCCUUUAAAUAAUGCUGCACUGCAGCUACUGAAUGAAAUAGUGAAGUAUUACAAAUGCCUUUGGUUUAGAAAAAUUGCAAGUAAAGCCCAUCAUUCUUAUGACGUGCUUAGAUAUUCCAUCCAGAACUCUAAUGUACUCUAUUGUAAGGACAAUAUUGCUGCUUCUGUGUGAAAAGAAACAGGAAUUACCACCCAGAACUACUUCUUUAUAUAGCAUUUUUUUUUGUUUUUAAAAUAUAUUUAAAAUGUAUUUAUUUAUGUAAACAUUUAUGAAAAAAAUAGUAAUCAAAACCCAGAACAAAACUUCGUCCCCCAGCUCCCUCCCUCCUGUCCCCACCCACAACCGCAAACCAGACCUUCAAAUAAAAAGCCUAGCAACUAGGUCCUACGUAGUACAACCUCCAGGUUUGACAAGAUCUGCUUUCAAACACCAUGUGACGAGAUAAAAAGGGUUUAAUUGAUCCCACGGUUCCUCAUCAAACAAGUAAACCUUUCCCAGUUGUGUUUUUACAAAGUUUCUAUAAAAAAUUUCUGCUAAUGAAUGGAUUAUAAAUUCAAUAUCUGAACAUAUUUUUACACAAUCAUAGCCAUGCUUACAUCAGUUAACGUCCCUGUGGAAUUCAAAGCCUUGAAAUAAAUUGAGAACACAUUCUCUGACAAUAUUGUAGCAAUUCUCAUUUGAAGUACUGUAUGUAAUGAUGUUGAUAUUUAAAAAAAAAUGCUUUUUAAAAAGCAAAAUGAAAACCAUUUUCAAAAGUUUAUCAUUAUUCUCCAUCUUUGAAAUCGGGCAGGAAUGAAUUGGACCUUCACUCACAUGCCUGGUGGUACACUGAUCUUAGACCAAACUGGCAUUUCAAUUUUACAGCUUUGCAUUGCCGUGAUACUUUUAGUACAUCAUCAGAUGAAUAGCCCGAAAAGGAUUUUUUCAAGUAGUCACAAGAAGUGAAUAAUAAAAAAAAAAACUUUUUAUUACUUUGCACCAACAGUUUUGGAAUCCUCUGGUGACCCCUAUGUGAUUCCCCUGGACAAUCACAAUCAAAGGUUUGAGAAAGCACUACAAGACGGGUUCGUCACUACUGUGGGUGGAUGAAGCUGGUUUUGCAAUGCAUAGGGAAGGCCAGAUUGUCCUCCUGAGAUUCAGAAACCCCAAAAUUGCUAUACUUCUGGUGAGAUUAGUCCUUAAAGCUGCCUGUGUGAGUACAACAUCAAUAAUUCAGGGAGCUAGGAGUGAAAUUACAAGUGUGGACUGGAUUUUCCACUCAUGUCUUUGUUUUUUUUUUCUGUUUUUGGCCGUAUAAGAGGCCAAGCAGAUUUUUCUAUUUUUUGAGGCUUAUGGAGGUACUGGCAUGAUUCCAGAAGAAAUGUUUAAUCCUUGUGGCGGCUUUAUUUAGAGAAAGAUUCAGAGAAGGAUUACCUCCCCUGCAGGCGGGCAGCCUUAAAGGGUUUUGUGUUCAAACUUGUAGAACAAAAGUGUCGAAUGUAAUACCCUAAAGCCCUUUUGGUGUCAUACCCCAUCUCAAUAACACUUUACUUCAUUGUUAUAACUGAGCCUACUCCUUGCUGCUUUCUUCCUCUAUAGCACAAUCAAAUUUUAAGACUUUCAACAGCUAUCCAACUUCAGGGAAGCAAUAAGAUUCUAUGGAGUGAAAGAGUUAGAGAUAAUAAUCUUAUCUUAGUAUUUGGCUAAGACUGAUGGAGCUAACUGAUUUAUGUACAGCUUUCCUUCCUCUUCAGUUUGGACUCCAGUUGAAAGUCUUUUGGCAGCAACAGUCCACACAUAAGUUAAUUAAAUCCUCAAGGAUUUGAGUUCUGGCCAUGCAGCGUUUCAGAAACAUUACUUUUAUUUAAUUUGCCUCAAGCAUCAAGCUGACUCCUGCAGAGCAGGCAGGUGUGGAGUCCAGCCCAGUGUUCUCUUGGACAACUUCCUUUCUUCUGGGAUCAAUAUAUCCUUAUAUAUAUAUACAUACCCUUAGUGAUCAUAAGCAGUAUCAGAUGAGAGGAUCUUUGUUAAUAGUAUAGUGGAGAUGGCUGUGAGCCUUAGAGUCCAAUAGCCUAAGAGUUCAAUAUAAAGACCUUAUAUACAAACAAGUUAAUCAAUAUGUUCCUUUUUAGCCCCAAACUGUGUUUGUACAUAAACAACUAGCAUCCAGUUCCUGGCAGUUCCAGUUGUAAACCAGCAAACAGAAAGAUCUAGUGAUCCGAGCCUGUGGCUCUUAAUGAAAACGGGAUGUUAAUAUUCUUGUUCCAUGCCAAUAGGCUGACUUAGCAUUGGCACAGGAAUGAAGUGACGUCACUUUCUGGGUCAAAGAGAUAGUAAGCAAACUCCCUUUUGAAACAGAUCUAGCCUUAAUUGCUGCCAGAACAAGAUCAAGGCCAACAUGCUGAAACCUGUACAAGAAUUUACUGAGCAUUUCCUGGAGUGCCACCAGAGACUGUGUUGCUCUCAGGGGAACAGGAACAUUUUAGCUUCUCUAGAAAUGGAAAGGAACAUCUAAGAGGAAGUGCUGCUUGCUAAACAAGGCGCAGUGUUACUGUGUACCUUGAUUGGCAGCAUCUACAGAAGUAUUUGGCUGCAAGAAAGCUUAUGAGGAAUACUACAAGAGAAUGCCUGCCUUGUAUUUUGUAGUUUUAUAAGCUUUAACUCAUUUUAUCAAGUGGUAUUGAAUAUACAGUAAAUAGGUGGAGGUAGUGCUUAGUAUGUUAAUCACAAAGUCCUGGAGCUCAAUAUGACUGAGAGAGAGGAUGUCAGAGGGCAACAAAAGUACCAGAGUGCUUAACUGUGAUAUGUUCUAAAUUCAUUGUAAAUUCAAGUCACUUCUAUCCAUAACAUGAUAACACAGAAACACACAUUUCAAUUACUCAUUUCAAAUAUCAUAAUCCUAAGCCUCUGUUUUGGAAACAUUUCCAUGUCUAGGCAUGGAUGUAUUGUCAGCUCAGUAGGGUUUCAGAAUCUGACUGUAUGAUCUCCCACUAGACUGCACUGUAAAUGUUUCAGGGCUCAGCAUAAGUUACAGAUGUGACAUCACCACCUUGAAACCUAGACAGUGUAGAAUUUAGCCGUGGCAGAAGACCCAGUUUUUUGGCUCAGAGUUCACUACUGUCUAGGAAGUAGGACUGUGUGGAUCUGAGCCCACCAGUAACCGAGAUUGAAUCCAGACAGGGACAGAGCUAUACGUGCUACUUAGGAUGUUGAAGAUACACACAGAAAGAAUACAGGCAAAAACAAAGUAAAAUAAAUAUUUUUCAUUCAGCUUAACCCAGCUUUUUUGAAUGAUACUUUCCUCUUAGCUUUUGAAGACCACCAACUUGAACUGAAAAGUUUCUGCAUUGUGUGAGCAUUCACUGUCGUGUUUAUUUUCAAAACCUGGAGAUUAAUAAGAGUGGAUAUGAAUGUAAAACGUGGCUCUGAGAUUAUGAUUAGGAAAGGAGCCGAGCUGUUUAUAUAAACAAAAGACAUUUUGAAAAUGUCUGCUUUUACUUUACAGCCUUCAGGAGUCAUGGGACGUACAUGGUUUGGGCAGUUCCCACAGCCUGGAGCAGGAUGAAUCAUGUCUUUGGAGCAUAUCAUUCUCUAAUACUUUGGUUGUGUAUAAUUAAUGCAUUUUUUGUGACGGACCGGUGUCUCAGCAGUGUAUACUGCCUUAUGCCCAUUAUCUGUCAAGUUAGGCUCCUGCACGCUGCACACUGUAUUGGACUAAGUGCUUACUGAAAAUGGAUGAAUAAUCUAUGUAGUAGAGUGCAUAACUGUCUUUGAUUAUAUCAGUACACCUUUUUGUGUUCCCUGUAAAGGGUAAGUGCUUGUUAAAAGGCUACAGUAAAAGCAGGAGGCAAUUAAUUUAUAGCUGUGUUUACAAAAGAGCUGUUUCAUCAGUCCCACCUCCCUACACAUUUGCAUUUGUUCGGCCAUUUGCAUCCUUAACAGUCGCAAGAUUUACAGUUUGCAAUUUUGUUUUGUCAUGUUUUAUUUCUUUAUAUAUUUCCAAAGGUAAAUAUUUCUAUUUGAUUAAAGUUAUUUACACAAUGAAUCAGUCAUUCAUUUUCUCCAAGACAGUGUUGCUCAGUGCUUUCUGGUUUUUACUAAAGGCUCUUUUAAAUCAUUUUUAAAUCGCAUUAUGUUAAUAUGCUUCACAUCACCUGGGAUAUUUAUUGCAGUGAGGUCUUUCUUUUGGCUUUUAGUAUCGAAACAUCAGAGAUAGAAAAACAACAAAAUGUAUGUAAAAGAACCCACACUAGUUAUUACAUUUGAUUGGAAAAUAUUUUUUACACUUCAAAGUAUUAAAAGUUGUACCUGAAAUGAAGUAAAAUGGCAAGAAGGGUUUCUGCUGUACCACAAAAGGAAAACAAACUUUAAAGGAAGUUGUUUUAAACCAUCACCCCAUCAAAACUGUCGUAAAAACAUUUUACUGCUGUUGCUCUACUAUUCUCAUACUGCUAUAGCAAGGAGAAAGGCAGAUCUAAAACUUGCUUUUUACUUGUGAAAAUACAAUAGAAUGCAAGGAGUGGUUCUAAUAACAUUUAGACAUGAAAAUGGGCAUUUAUUAAGUCUGGAUUAAAUCAAAUAAAAAAUGUAACCUAUCAUCCAAUACAGAUUCCAAGUUUGUCACCAUGCCAGAGGCAAAGGUGCCGUCAAGUACUAAUUCUAGAUAUUGUAAUUGGCAGGUAAACUGGUUUUGAUUUAAUCUGAGCCUUAGUUAUGAUGCAAUCCAAUAUAUUUUACUGACUGUGAAUAUCUAAAUAUGAUUUGUAGCUACUAAAAAAGAAGGAUGUCUCUAAAAUAAACAUGAUACAUGCUUCAUGUUGAUAUUAGGUGUUUCAUAUGUUUAUUUAAAUAUUUUGUUUCAGGGACAUUAUAACGAGCAGUCAUGUCAGACUGUUACCAAACAAAGGUUUUGAGCUUCAGUUGUGAAGCUUUGUGACUGAACAGGAAAACCAUCCCAGUAUGAUGUCUCCAUUUCAAUAAUGAAUCUAUAAAAUAAACAUUUAUAAUCUCCUGA
Messenger RNA from Lepisosteus oculatus (spotted gar), 8063 nucleotides. RefSeq names its product arylsulfatase family, member Ib (gene arsib). NCBI's taxonomy places the organism in Eukaryota, Metazoa, Chordata, Actinopteri, Semionotiformes, Lepisosteidae. The record is from RefSeq and is a predicted model, not a curated record.